Messenger RNA from Elgaria multicarinata webbii, 1554 nucleotides. It is a transcript of the gene SCTR, whose product is annotated as secretin receptor. Gene Ontology annotation, cellular component: plasma membrane. The record is from RefSeq and is a predicted model, not a curated record. Bases 1 to 1398 code for a protein of 465 amino acids. The transcript is spliced from 13 exons. Gene Ontology annotation, biological process: adenylate cyclase-modulating G protein-coupled receptor signaling pathway; cell surface receptor signaling pathway. Lineage: Eukaryota; Metazoa; Chordata; Lepidosauria; Squamata; Anguidae. Gene Ontology annotation, molecular function: vasoactive intestinal polypeptide receptor activity; secretin receptor activity; peptide hormone binding.
AUGGCUCCAUGGAGCCUAGCAUGUCUUGAAGCAGUUCAGGUCGCACUUGUGAAGGAUGCUGUGAAGCAGGUCAGAGCCUUAAUUUCGUCGUGUGAAAUCAAGAAAAUCAUGAGGGCGGAAGAAGAGCUCUGCACCUUGGCUCUUUCCCAGGAAGAAGCAAACGGGACGACAGACAGUGAAUUGUUCCGGAGCUCAGACAGAUGCCUUGGAAUGUGGGAUAACCUCACCUGCUGGCUGUCUUCUUCCAUUGGGCAAACUGUUAGCGUUCCAUGCCCUCAAGCCUUCCAAAUAAUAUCGGGGAAAACAGGGUUUAUAUAUCGUAACUGCACGAGGAAAGGCUGGUCAGAAAAAUAUCCCAAAGCAGAUGUUGCUUGUGGCUUGGAUAAAGAAGAAAUUAUUGCCCCUAUAAAUAGCUGGAAAAAUAAGGUGGCUUAUUUGAUGAAGUUGGAGACUAUGUAUACUGUUGGAACAACUACUUCCCUGGUGGCGCUGACAGUAGCCUUUGGCAUCCUGGCUUCUUUCAGAAGACUUCGCUGUACAAGGAAUUACGUCCACAUGCAGCUCUUUGCAUCGUUCAUUUUGCGAGCAGUGGCAAACUUCAUUAAAGAUCCUGUGCUGUCUGAGGACACUCAUGAUGCAGUCUACUGUGAUUUACACAUGGGCAGAUGUAAGAUGAUCAUGGUCUUCAUUAACUUUUGUAUCAUGGCAAACUACAUUUGGCUUCUUGUGGAAGGGCUUUAUCUUCAUACCCUGCUGGUUGUAUCUUUCUUCUCAAAGAUAACGUUCUUUUGGUGGUUUGUGCUUCUGGGGUGGGGGACUCCCAGCUUAUUUGUAAUCGCAUGGGUCACAGCCAGGCUAAUACAUGAAAAUGUUGGAUGUUGGGAUACUCAUCUGACAUAUGUCCGGUGGCUCAUUCAAGGCCCUGUGGUGCUCUCUAUUGCUAUCAAUUUCAUUCUAUUUCUUAAUAUUAUAAGAAUUCUAAUGAGCAAGCUGAGAUGGCCAGAUGGACGAGGCAAGGAUUCCAGUCAAUACAAGAGACUUGUUAAAUCAACACUCGUCCUCAUCCCUCUCUUUGGAGUCCACUAUAUCAUCUUUGCUUUCUUCCCUUUCAAUACCACGGACGGCACUUUGGAGAUUCAGGCGCUAUUUGAAAAAGCCUUCGGAUCUUUCCAGGGCUUUGCUGUGGCUGUGCUUUACUGUUUUCUUAAUGGGGAGGUCCAGCAGGAGAUUCACAGAAAAUGGCGGCAGUGGCAUUUAAGGAAACAUAUCCAUUCACAUAAGCAACACAGCUCCUCCUUUCAGAAUGAAGUAAGUGGAUUCACUCAGGUGCUGCAGCUGAUGAAGUCCAGCCCUCAGGAGGAAAGGAGGCUCACUGCCCAAAAUCUGAAUAAAAUGUAAUGAGUCUAGUGCAGGUGGAAAAGUGCUAAUUGCUCACCCAGAAGUCACUGGAAAGCUCAUAUUUACCUCAUCAACCAUUGUGAUUAGGGAUGUGAAAGCUAAAUGUGCUCCUUAAUUAGCUCUGCUUGGAGCCUAGCUUUGUGUAUGGCCUCAAUA